AUGGGGCCAGUUGCAUUGCGAGGAGGCCUGGGAUGGAGGGGCCUACUUCUAGCAGUGGCUUCACUGGCUGCGCCGGCUGAUCAGGUUGCGAACUCCGGCUUCUGGGAUGCGGUGUACGCCGAAAGUGCGCGCGCCGGCGUGCAGGACUUCAACGCGUCCUGGCAGGGCCUCACGGCGAGCAAGCUGCUUGAAGUGCUUGACGGGCGUCUCGAGCUCCGAAAGGAGCUCCGCCUUGUCGUCUUCGGAGCCGGCGAUACGUCGCUCUGCCAGGAGCUCGUGGAGAGGGGUCUCGCGGCGGUCACUGCAGUGGACUUCAGCUCCACAUUGUCGCAGCAGAGGCCGCAAUUGCACGCUGUGCGAUGGCUGGUCGAGGAUGUUCGAAAGCAGACGUCCCUCGAGGCCUCCUCGUUCGACGCCGUGCUCGAGCUCGGUACGUUAGACACAGCCGCUGCUGCAGCCGGGGACGGGGCGCCGGGCCUCAUCCGCGAGGCUAGGAGGCUCCUCCGCGCCGGAGGACUCUUCAUCUCGGCGUCCAUGGCUCCGCCAGAGUUUCGGCUGCCGCUCCUGGCCGAGCAUCCCGCUGGAGGUUGGGCCGACGACGCAGAGGUCCUCAGGCUUCCGCGUCUUCUUGAGCUCGACCCGAGGGUGAAGGACUUGGAUCCAAGUUGGGAGGUUCAAAACAUCUUCAUCUACGUCGGCAAAGCUGCUGGUGAGGUGGAAACUGGGAGGAGUGAAAGCGGUGAGGAGCCUCAACCGUCUCCCGAAUCCGCAGCAGCCCAGCCAACGGAGCAGGAAGAGAUCGAGACCACCACCACCACCACCACCACCACCACCACCACCACCACCACCACCACCACCACCACCACCACCACCACCACCACCACCACCACCACCACCACGACUACCACAACUGGUGCUCCAACAACCACGCCGACCCCAACGACCACGACCCCUGAACCCACGACAACCCCGGCCCCUCCAACAACUCCGCCGCCGGAGCCUGCACAGCCUGUGCCUGCGCCGCCUGCGCCACCGGUGCCCGCUCCGGAACCCCAGCCACCCGCUCCUCCUCCAGAUCCCGUGCCCGAGCCGGCACCCGAACCCAGCCAAGCAGAAGACCAAGAGCGCCAGCCACAGGAAGCGAUUGAAACACCACCUGCUCCACCUCACCCUCUCCCACCAGCCCCUCCAGCACCCCCGGUACCCCCAACAUCUCCAGAAUCCCCAGCACCGCCAGCACCACCGGCACCACCAGCACCGCCAGCGCCACCAGCGCCGCCCGCACCGCCGGCGCCGGCGAAGGCCGAGGACGCUUUUGCCGCGAGCAUCCGCCGACUGCAGGAGCAGGCAGAGGCCUUGAAAGCGGCAGCAGAGGCGUCAAGGUAA
Symbiodinium sp. CCMP2592 is the source of this 1386-nucleotide messenger RNA. The record is from the annotation of a GenBank genome assembly. NCBI's taxonomy places the organism in Eukaryota, Dinophyceae, Suessiales, Symbiodiniaceae.